Molecule: messenger RNA, 1590 nt
Organism: Prosopis cineraria
Lineage: Eukaryota; Viridiplantae; Streptophyta; Magnoliopsida; Fabales; Fabaceae
Product: ubiquitin receptor RAD23c-like
Exons: 12
Coding region: 163-1368 (401 amino acids)
Biological process (GO): nucleotide-excision repair; proteasome-mediated ubiquitin-dependent protein catabolic process
Cellular component (GO): cytosol; nucleoplasm
Molecular function (GO): damaged DNA binding; polyubiquitin modification-dependent protein binding; proteasome binding
Source: RefSeq, a predicted model, not a curated record
UCAAGGAACCAGAUUUCUUCAUAGCUCUUUCUGGCGCCUUCGGUUUCUUUCGCGUCUCUCCCGUUAGGGUAUACACCUUUGCGGUUCGUUUGGGCAACGCCCUACCGGCAAGUUUUGAAUUUCGAGAUUGUUCGGUCAGUGAUCGACUGUUAGUUGCAGAAGAUGAAGAUUUUCGUCAAGACUCUUAAAGGCACUCACUUCGAAAUUGAAGUGAAGCCCGAUGACACGGUUACUGAAGUGAAGAAAAAUAUAGAAACUGUUCAGGGUGCAGAUGUCUAUCCCGCUGCACAGCAGAUGCUUAUCCAUCAAGGGAAGGUUCUCAAAGAUAGCACCACCUUGGAGGAAAAUAAAGUAGUUGAAAACAGUUUUGUUGUAAUUAUGCUUUCUAAGAGCAAGAGCUCAUCUAGUGAGGGUUCUACUACUUCAGCUGCACCUUCAACAAAGACCCCAGCAACAAGUGCUGUACCCUCUUCCACUCCUGUUUCAACCACACCUCAAGCUCCUGCUGCAGCGCCUGCUCCUUCUCCUUCUCCUUCUCCUUCUCCUUCUCCUUCUCCUGCACCAGCACCAGCACCAGCACCUACUCCUGCUCCUGUCACUUCAGGCACUGCUGUGCCAGAUUCUGAUAUCUAUGGACAGGCAGCAUCUAACCUUGUAGCUGGAAUCAACUUGGAUGAAACCAUUCAGCAAAUUCUUGAUAUGGGUGGAGGGAGCUGGGAUAGGGAUACUGUAGUUCGUGCUCUACGUGCUGCUUACAAUAAUCCUGAGAGAGCCGUUGAGUAUUUGUACACAGGUAUUCCAGAGCAAGCUGAUGCUCCUCCUGUGGCCCGGGUGCCUUCAAGUCCACAAACUGCAAAUCCUCCAGCACCAGCUUCACAAGCUGCACAGCCAGCACCUGCUUCUACAAAUGGACCUAACGCUAAUCCCCUAGACCUUUUUCCUCAGGGCCUCCCCAACGUUGGUUCCGGUGCUGCUGGUGCUGGCACUCUUGAUUUUCUGCGCAAUAGUCAGCAGUUCCAAGCCUUGCGAGCUAUGGUGCAGGCAAAUCCACAAAUACUCCAGCCUAUGCUUCAAGAGCUUGGGAAGCAAAAUCCUCAUCUUAUGAGAUUGAUUCAAGAGCACCAGGCUGACUUCCUUCGCCUGAUAAAUGAACCUGUAGAAGGUGGUGAGGGGAACAUAUUAGGGCAGCUGGCUGCUGCCAUGCCACAACAAAUAGCUGUCACUCCUGAGGAGCGACAAGCAAUUGAAAGACUUGAAGCAAUGGGUUUUGAUCGUGCACUCGUGUUGGAAGUAUAUUUUGCUUGCAACAAAAAUGAGGAACUGGCUGCCAACUAUCUUCUAGAUCACAUGCAUGAGUUUGAGGAAUGAUUGGUUGUUAUUUCCAGUUGCCCCUCAUUUCUUUCUGUUUUUUCCCCUUCAUGGGUCUCCGUUGAUAAAUGUUACAUGUCUGGAGUGGACAAGGGACUUUUUUCUUUCUUCUUCUUCUUCUUCUUCUUCUUGUUAUCUCCUUAGCAUUAUAGCACUUGUAUUCCCCAUUUCCUACCAUUCUAGGAUUGUUCAUGACAUUAAUAUAAAUGGAUGCUUGCCCUA